AGCUCAUUUAGUAUUUAUAAAUGAAUAAAUGUUUUUAUAAUUCAGUUUCUACCCAACCACCAUUUGAUAUUUUCUAUUAUCGUUAUUGCUUGUUAAAUAAUAUGAGUAGGUAUAAACCUAGGUAGUCGGUUUUUCGAUGCCUUAAUUUGGUUUCUUCAGACCUUGCUACAUCGACAAAAAAUUAACCUUUUUAUAGUUAGUCCUGGCACGGAAAUAUAAAUACGUAUAUAUAAAGUAUUUGGUGAAGUAAAUCUGUGUUCAGUUUUGCCUGUGUCAACAUUUUCAAUCUAAAGUUACGUUACCAAGUUUUACCCAAUCAUUUCAAAACUAUACAAAUGGAAAGCAAUUAUUGGAUAUUGCUAAUUAAAAAUGUGAUAAGAAAAUACUGUAAAACAGAUUCCAAUCAUAAUACUAUAAAAAUGUCCGAAAUAGAAACGAGUUCAAUUUCUUCCGAUUACCCAGAGUCGAAGGUGAACACUGAGAAUAACGAUUCUCAAAUACUGAUUUGCAAUAUUGUUAAUGAUCUCAAAUCCAAUGACGAUAACGAAGACUUUGUGACAGAAAAAUUGAACAAUAGCAUUUCUAAAAUAAACAAUACUGAUGGACAAGCAUUGAGGACGAUGGAUGAAAACGACAAUGAAACCAGGCUUCCAAAACUCAUAAUCAAGCCAAACGUUGAUCAGACGUGUUUUGUCAACGACUUCACCAAAGCAAAAACCCCAGUAGAUGAUAAAAACUCAUCAACAUUCGUGAUUACAAAUCACCAUGAAAAGAGUAGCAAUCGCCCAAUGUCAACUUACAAACAAAAACAACCAAUAAUGGGCAAAACUGCUUUACUCAAAAAGGCAAAUAUUGACCCUGACUCACAAAUCAUACAAGGAAUCAUUCUCAACAAAUACGAAGACGUACUAAACCACUACGUCCACCGGAUGUACAAGAGAAGGAUAUCGAGACUCAGCAGCUCAGAAGACGAAUUCAGCGAUACGCUGAGUUCUCCCCAAAUGAACUACUCCCCCUCGAGUGUCAGUUCUAUUGGCACUCCUGGAAGUUUUGCGAAUGCGACUAAUAGAUUCGAGUUUCCAGAUCGUGAAAGCUUGUGCCAGGCUGUCCCGAACAGGUUCAGGUUUUUGAUGUCUACAGAUGACAUCAAUGUUGAAACGACUGCUGAGGAGCUGAAUGAAUCUUCGUUGAUUUCUUCCGAUCUCGGAAAUACGGUAUCGAUGACGAGCGUUUCUGAGUAUGACCCCAAGAAGUUUUUGGAAAAUGCUCUAGGAGAGUUGACGAGCUUGUCUGAAUCAGGAAUUUGCAAUGAUUCGUCGCCCAGUGCCAAUAAUCAACAAUGUGAACAGAGUAUUGGAUCAUCCAAUUUAUCCGCUCUGCUAUCCAAAGCCGGUUCUUUCUGUUCAUCAGUGAAGAAAAACAUUAGAAGACGGCGUUCCAGUCUAAAAACUGUUUGUCUUCUGGAAAACAUGAACUCCCACUCUCCUGAAAUCAAACAGUUAUUGGAAACUUGUAAAAAGGAGCUUUCAAUGCAAAAUGCUAUAAUGUUCCAAAUAUCAAAAGCACUGAACUAUUGUCGGUCGUCCAAAGAAUUUGAUUCUGGAAAAGAGCAUAUUGAGGCAGAGAAAAUUCUUUUGGUUGCAACUAUCACAAAAGAAGUAUUAAUCAACGAAAUCAACAGCAUAGAAUUCAAUACCUAUCAGAACAACUUCGAUCCGAGGUGUUCAGGAGAAAUCAAUCUACAGAAUCUAAGAUUUCACCUGAAGAAAAAUAAUUCCAUGGAGUCUCAUCAGAAUACUAGAGAGUAUUUUCUGGUAGUGGUGACAUGUGGCAAAGCUGUGAUUUCUAGUGAAGUUGUAGAAGAAAUAGGUGGCACUGUUCUCAUUGAAAAAUCAUUCCAAUUCAGGAAUCUGCUUGCUGACUUUGAAAUUGCCCUCUCCAUUUAUUCAAUGACUGUUAGAGGUCGAGUUCAUUCAAACCAGGAUAAUGUGAAAUGCCCUUCUCCAAAAAGCAUAUUCAAAUGCUCCAAAGACUCUAAAAAAAUCAAAAUUGCUAGUACCCUGUACAUAGAACCAUUGGCCUUCACCCUUUUAGGAAAAUGUCUGAUGAGAAUAUCUGAUUUAUCAAAAAUUAACCCCAACAAUGAAUCAACCAUGAAGUUAUGCAAUGUCUCUCCACACGCUUCCUUAUCCGAAAACUUCACUCUUAAAAUGGAUUAUAAAUUCAGCCUCGCCACUAGAGUUGGUGGAUUUUUAACUGUAGGAACGGAGAAUGGAAAUGUGUGCACAACUUGGAACCGAAGGUGGUGUGUCUUGGAAUCGUACAUUUUAAAAUACUGGAACUAUCCUUCGGAGGAAGUAUCCAGCCCUUUAGGCAGCAUAGAUUUACGGUGUUGUCUGGUGCAAAGCAUAAGCCCAGCUAAUAGAAGUAUAUGUGCCAGAUCGAAGACACUUUUUAUGCCGGUGCAGCACGGAACUGAUGUGAAGAAAUAUUUACUAUGUGCUGAUAGUGCGGCGGAUAUGAAUAUUUGGGAGAAGGAACUGAAUUUCGUUCUACAGUCCCUCAUGAUUUGGAAUGGGAUGGAGUGUAGAACAUAA
Molecule: messenger RNA, 2597 nt
Organism: Phaedon cochleariae (mustard beetle)
Lineage: Eukaryota; Metazoa; Arthropoda; Insecta; Coleoptera; Chrysomelidae
Source: the annotation of a GenBank genome assembly